Cyclospora cayetanensis is the source of this 1113-nucleotide messenger RNA. Its product is annotated as heterogeneous nuclear ribonucleoprotein D-like-A. Gene Ontology annotation, molecular function: RNA binding. The transcript is spliced from 9 exons. Bases 1 to 1113 code for a protein of 370 amino acids. The record is from RefSeq and is a predicted model, not a curated record. NCBI's taxonomy places the organism in Eukaryota, Apicomplexa, Conoidasida, Eucoccidiorida, Eimeriidae.
AUGUCUGCUGAAGGCGCAAGCAACGGCUCGGCUGCUGCUCAGCAACAGCAGCAGCACUUGGAGGAGGACGCAGGAAUUCCGCAGCUUCCAGGGGCUUCCGGAGGCGACGACGUGACAGUAAUUCAAGGGGCGACGACAGGGCAGGACGGGUCGAAUUCUGUACCUUCCCAAGUCGACUCUGGCUAUGGGGGUUCGUCUUACCAGCAGCAGCAGCAGGGAGGUGGUGACGGCCCCCCUCAGGGAGGGUUGACGGAGGAGGAACGGACGGUUCGCAAGAUCUUCGUGGGUGGCCUCAACAGAAGCACAACAGCGGAGUCCCUUCGGGAAUACUUUUCCACGUUUGGCCCCGUUCACCAUACGGAAGUUCUUUUCGACAAGCUCACCGGACGCAGUCGGGGCUUUGGAUUCGUCACUUUCGAGGAGGCAGAGACGAUCAACAAUGUGGUGGAUCGACAUCACACCAUUGAUGACAGCCAGGUCGAGGUUCGUCGUGCGAUUCCUAGGGAGGAAGCGAGGCAGGCGCAGCCACGGCGAGAGAGAGAAUUCAACGAAAAUACUGGCAGAGUUUUCAUCGGAGGGCUUGGAGACGAAGUGACUGAUGAAGUUUUGAAAGACUUCUUCUCGCGCUUCGGGGAGCUGACGUCUGCCAACGUCAUGGUGGAUAGGGAAACCAACAGGCCUAGGGGCUUCGGGUUCGUUAUUUACAAGAAUCCAGAUGACGCAGAGAAGGCUCUGGGGAUUCACAAGGAUCUUGGUCCUAAUGCGGAGGCGAAGAGGGCACAGCCUCGCACGCAGGGGCAAAGGAUGCGCAUGAUGGGUAUGGGUAUGGGCGGCUCUGUUGGAGGUCCUCAUGCGUACAGAAUGGAAGAUCCGCGCUAUUCUAUGAGCCGUUCAGGCGGCUAUGGAUCUGGCGGGGGGGCCCCUGCUCAGAUGUACGGAGGCUAUAAUUACGCCUACCACCCCUACUAUGCUGCAUACUAUGCGCAGGUUGCAGCCGCGUAUAGCGGCAGUGGUGGCUACAGCGGAGGCUACGGCCAGUCACCGAGCGAUGGGGGAGCUGGAGCAGACAGAGGAGGCGGUCGCAUGCCUUCCAGUCGCUCGACUCCCUACUAG